AUGACACAUAAUGAAAAGCGAAGUCAUUGGCUCAAAGAAGGAGCUGUUGGACUCGGGGUUGGUGUUCUCUAUGGCUUGACCAGCAUAUGUGUUGGACAUCCAAUUGACACAAUAAAGACGAAAAUGCAAGGACAGAUGGGCUUUGAAAAAACAAGCAUGGUUCAAACUUUUGUGCGUACAAUCCGGACACAAGGUAUCCGUGGAUUAUACAGAGGCUGUAUUCCUCCAUUUAUGGGGUCUGGAAUAUUCAGAUCAACCCAAUUUGCUGUAUUUGAAGGAGUCUACACAUUCCUUGAUACACCUCUAGGUACUGCUGUUAUUCCUGCCUCUGGGGGGAUACAACUCCGAAUUUUAGCAGGCGGUGUCUGUGCAGCAACUGCACGGGCCAUCAUUGAGACCCCUCUCGAGUAUGCUAAGGUGAGAUGCCGGUUUCUCUCCAUGUCAUUCUCCUACGUGUGUUCUUUAUUUGGUGUUAUUUUUCUUCAGGAAUAA
This is a messenger RNA of Acanthosepion pharaonis, 492 nucleotides long. The record is from the annotation of a GenBank genome assembly. Lineage: Eukaryota; Metazoa; Mollusca; Cephalopoda; Sepiida; Sepiidae.